Messenger RNA from Trichoplax adhaerens, 1059 nucleotides. RefSeq lists its product as uncharacterized. Gene Ontology annotation, cellular component: cytoplasm. Gene Ontology annotation, molecular function: ethanolamine kinase activity. The record is from RefSeq and is a predicted model, not a curated record. The transcript has 7 exons. Gene Ontology annotation, biological process: phosphatidylethanolamine biosynthetic process. Bases 1 to 1059 code for a protein of 352 amino acids. Lineage: Eukaryota; Metazoa; Placozoa; Uniplacotomia; Trichoplacea; Trichoplacidae.
AUGGGAGAAAACGCAAUAAUUCCUGUACGAAUCGAUCUAACCGUCGAUAUUAAUAAUGUUGAAGAAAGCGGGUUGAAAAUCAUCCAUCAAGUUCGGCCCCAGUGGAAAGAUGAAAACAUCCUAAUUAAACCUUUUACUGCUGGUAUUACCAAUAAAAUUAUUGGAUAUAAUUUGCAAAGUAAUACAUCUUAUCAAAUGCUAUUAAUUCGCGUGUAUGGACAAUCGACCGAAUUAUUCAUUGAUCGCCAAAAGGAAAUUGAUAAUAUGCUCCUAUUACAUAAUGCUGGUUGUGCUCCUCCAUUGUACGCUAUUUUCAAUAACGGUCUGUGUUAUGGAUUCGUCGUUGGCCAACCAUUACAGUGGCAGCAAAUGUCCGAUGCUGCUGUUUAUCAGCUCACCGCUAAAGAGGUAGCCAAAAUUCACAACAUAUCGACCAUAGAUCAAGACAUCCAACCUGUAUUAUUUGAUACUUUGGAGAAAUUCUUAUCAUUGGUCCCUCAAUCGUUUGAUGAUCCAAUCAAGAAUCAAAAGUUUAAAACGCAGUGUCCCAACAAGAGUGCACUAAUCGAAGAGGUAAAAAUGCUUCAGGAUGUCUUACUCAAGCAUGAUGCGCCCAUCGUUUACUGCCAUAACGAUCUCUUAUGCCAAAAUAUCGUAUACAAUAAACAAAAUGAAUCUGUAACUUUUAUUGAUUACGAAUACGGUGGCUUUAACUACGCACCCUAUGACAUUGCAGAUCAUUUCUGUGAAUUUGCAGGUGUCGAUGAAGUAGAUUACAAUCGGUAUCCUCAAAAAGAAUUUCAAUUGCAAUGGCUAUCGAUUUAUUUGCAAGAACGAGCUAAGCUUGCUGGUAAAGAUGAGACAAUUACACAAUCACAAAUUCACCAGCUUUAUGUUCAAGUGAACCAAUUUGCUUUGGCCUCACACUAUUUAUGGGGAAUUUGGAGCUUAAUUCAAGCUAAAAAUUCACUUAUUGAUUUUGAUUUUCUGCAGUAUGGUAUUACACGUUUCAAUGAAUAUUAUUCUAAGAAAGCCCUGUUUCUCAGCCUGGCUUCCUAA